GUGAUGUGAAAGAUGGCGGGCUCAGGUCUGUCUGGCGGAGGCGGUGUGGUCAUGUCUGCCCAAACUGUGCCCAUGGACACGUCCCAGCCCGGGCCCGUGGCACAGCUAGAGAACCAAGUCACCAGGAUCCUGGAAGACGCGUUGGUCACAGAUGCUAUUGAAGAAGUCUUUGCAGGGUUCAUCGUCCACUCUGAAGAGGCGGAACAGAGGAAGAUGCUGAGUGCACUGGACGAGUUCAAGCGGUUCUUCCAGGGCCUGUCCCAGGACAACCAGAUCCUGGUUCUGCAGCACUAUGUCAAGUUCCUGCACAUGCAGAAGAGCUCCAGAAGGGGGCGCUUCUUGUUCGACAUGCUGUACAUCGCCAUAGAGAACCAGAUUCUGCCACCCAGACUGGUAUGUGAGUGUCUCCUCCUGAGCGAUGAGCUCCACUACCUGUCAGCCGACAAGUGGAACCAGUCCUUCUCUCUCAUUCACAGGGUCAUCGACAGGGUUGACUACAAGGGUUGUAGAGACCUGUUUAAGAUCGCCCUGGAGAAAGUACAGAUCAUCCCGACCACAGUCACGGCCUCAUCGCUACGGCAACUGGAGAUGGUUACCAAGCUGAUGACGUCCCUGUUGAACAGAGACAACUGCCUCAUGCCUGCUUACUUUGCUGUUAACGAGAUCAGGAAGCUGUACUCAGAGGAAAAGUCUCUUCCACAUUGGUCCCUAGGCAACUUGCUGUCAGAGUUUGUGGACACGUUUAGAACAACUGCACACAUGGUCUCCAUCUCAGGCCGUCCGCAGCUGCUGCCAGUAGUGGGCCACUCAGGAGCCACAGGAAAUGCCUGGAAACUGGACCCUGCUACACUCAGGUUUCCACUUAAGGGGCUCCUGCCUUAUGAUAAGGAGCUGUUUGAGCCCCAGACCGGCCUGCUGAGGUACGUGUUAGAACAGCCCUACUCCAGGGACAUGGUGUGUAACAUGCUGGGGCUCAACAAACAGCACAAGCAGAGGUGUGAGGUGUUGGAGGAACAACUCGUGGACCUGAUCGUCAUCGCCAUGGAGAGGUCGGAACACGCCGACACCGCCCUCGACGACGGAGGCGCCAGCCAGUUGCUAUGGCAACACCUGUCCAGCCAGCUCAUCUUCUUCGUGCUGUUCCAGUUCGCCAGCUUCCCCCACAUGGUGCUAUCCCUGCAUGAGAAGUUGGUAGGCCGAAGCCUGAGGAAGGGCAGGGACCAUCUGAUGUGGGUCUUACUGCAGUUCAUAUCAGGCAGUAUUCAGAAGAACCCACUGAGUGACUUCCUCCCUGUGAUGAAGCUAUUCGACCUGCUCUACCCUGAGAAGGAAAGUAUCCAGGUUCCUGACAUCAACAAACCCCAGUCGACGCAUGCCUUUGCCAUGACGUGCAUCUGGAUCCACCUCAACAAGAAAGCACAGAACGAGGACUCCAAACUACAGAGGCCCAUCCCACAGGCACUGAAGUCUCAACUGGAGUUCCUACAGCAGAGUCUGAGAGGAGGAGCCAAGAAUCUUCCCAUGUCAGACUAUAGAAUAGCAGUCCUGUGCAAUGCCUAUAGCACCAACACUGAGUUCUUUGGGCUCCCCAUGGGGGUUUUAGUGGAGACUAUCUAUGGCUCAGGGAAGACGACAACCCCCCUGCCCGGCCCCGGGAAUGUGGUCGCCUCCGGACCAACCGCACCAUUACCCAUGAACCUCCUGGAUUCUCUCACGGUCCAUGCCAAGAUGAGCCUGAUCCACAGUAUCGUGACCCGAGUGAUCAAACUGGCCCAGACCAAGUCCAGCCUGGCUCUGGCCCCUGCCCUGGUGGAGACCUACAGCAGGCUGCUGGUCUACAUGGAGAUAGAGUCACUGGGCAUCAAGGGAUUCAUCAGCCAGUUGUUACCGAACGUGUUUAAGAGCCAUGCGUGGGGCAUCCUGCACACGUUACUGGAGAUGUUCAGCUACAGGCUGCACCACAUCCAGCCUCACUACCGGGUACAGCUGCUGUCUCACCUCCACUCACUGGCAGCCGUGCCGCAGACCAACCAGAACCAGCUACAUCUAUGUGUGGAGAGCACUGCCCUGAGGCUCAUCACUGGUUUGGGGAGUGCCGAGGUCCAACCUCAGCUAUCCAGGUUCCUGAACGACCCCAAACAGAUCCUCUCGGUUGAAUCCGAGGAGCUGAAUCGAGCAUUAGUGUUAACCUUAGCGAGAGCCAUGCAUGUGACAGGUUCAGAGACCCUGUCAGGCAACUGGUGUAAGGACAUCCUGACCACCCUGAUGACCAACACCCCUCACAACUGGGCCACUCACACCCUCACCUGUUUCCCUCCAGCACUGCAGCAGUUCUUCAAGCAGCAUCCGGUCCAGGUGGAAAACCGUCUGAACCUGAAGAAGAAUGUUGAGGACGAGUUUCGCAAGUGGAAGUCGAUGACGAACGAGAAUGACACGAUCCAACACUUCACUAUCCAAGGAGCUCCUCCGCUCUUUCUCUGUCUGCUCUGGAAAAUGCUGCUAGAGUCGGACAGAAUCAGUCCUGUGGCCGUCAGAAUUAUGGAGAGAAUCGGAGCUCGCUCGCUGACAUCCCACAUCAGAACCUUCGCAGAUUUCCUGGUGUACGAAUUCUCCACAUCAGUAGGCGGCCAGCACGUCAACAGGUGCAUUGAGAUCCUGAAUGACAUGAUCUGGAAAUACAACAUCGUGACGUUAGACAGGCUCAUCCUAGCCUUGGCGUUUCCUUCGUUUCAGGCCAUGAGGAGCCACGAGGGAAACGAGGCGCAGGUCUGCUUCUUCAUCAUCCAGCUGCUGCUGCUCAAGCCGUCCGAGUUCCGCAAUCGGGUCAACGACUUCGUGAAGGAGAACUCGCCGGAGCACUGGCUGCAGACGGACUGGCACAGCAGGCACAUGAACUUCCACAGGAAACACCCAGAGAAGUUUUAUUUUGAAGGCCUGCAGGAGUUGGCCUCAGGGUCACAGACAUCAGUACAAGCCUACCUACCCAUCUACUUUGGAAACGUCUGUUUAAGAUUCCUUCCUGUGUUUGACAUCGUGAUCCACCGGUUCCUGGAGCUGCCGCCUGUCUCCAAGUCGCUGGAGACGUUACUGGACCACCUGGGAGGUCUGUACAAGUUCCACGACCGCCCAGUCACCUACCUGUACAACACCCUUCACUACUACGAGAAACGUCUACGUGACAGGCCCGCGCUCAAGAGGAAACUCGUCGCCGCUGUUAUCGGGGCCUUGAAGGACAUAAGACAGCCCGGGUGGUGCCUGAGUGAAAGUUACCUGAAGUUUAUAGGCCGUCCUGUGGAGGAGAUUUCCUGGGUGCCUGAUGACACCUACUAUUGCAAGCUGAUUGGUCGACUAGUGGACACCAUCUCUGGGAAGAACCCUCCCCCGUUCCCCAACUGUGACUGGAGGUUUAACGAGUUUCCAAAUCCCGCGGCGCACGCCCUGCACGUCACGUGUGUGGAACUCAUGGCUCUGCCUGUGGUGGGCAACACGGUCGGGAACUCACUUCUAAAUGUUGUACUAAAGAGUCAACCUCUGGUUCCCCGAGAAAACAUCAUGUCAUGGAUGAACGCCAUCGGCCUGGUGCUUACCUCUCUGCCUGAGCCAUAUUGGAUGGUGCUGCAUGAACGUAUCAUCGCGACCGUGAAGUCCGACAUCCUGGUCCUACCGGAGAACCUGGGCACCGACCCGUUCACGGCGUUCGACUUCUGCGGGAGCCAGGGCUCAUACAACGAGGUCCAGUGCAGCUAUGUCCUGGCCCUGACGCACGCCGUGUGGCACCACUCCAGCAUAGGGCAGCUCACCGUGCUGCCACAGUUCCUGAAGGACCAGCUGAAGCCCCUGAUCCAGUCGGAGGAACAGUUCCUCUUCAUCUGCCACCUGGUGGGGCCCUUCCUGCAGAGGUUCCACCAGGAGCGCACCAGGUGUCUGCUGGAGAUCACAGUGGAGCUGUAUGAGAUGUUACACAACGUGGAUAAACACUGUGAGAAGUUACACUGCAUCCACACCAUCGCAGACUUCCUCUAUCACGUGAAGUACAUGUUCACAGGCGACGGCGUGAAGAACGAGGUGGAGCGAAUCAUCCGGACGUUUCGCCCGGAGCUGCAGAAGGGCCUGCGCUACAUCACCUCCCACAUCAGUAAACCCAACGAGGCAUCAACCUCAGCAGCCUCCUGAUAUAUGUAUAAAAUGUGUAUGGCCUCUUUUGGUUAAUAUUGUCCAUGUAAUGUCCUAAAUGUGGCCCAGACGUUUCACCCGGAGCUGCAGAAGGUCCCACGUUACAUCACACACAUCAGCAAACCCAAUGAGGCCUCAACCUCAGCUGUUU
Molecule: messenger RNA, 4324 nt
Organism: Branchiostoma belcheri (Belcher's lancelet)
Lineage: Eukaryota; Metazoa; Chordata; Leptocardii; Amphioxiformes; Branchiostomatidae
Product: mediator of RNA polymerase II transcription subunit 23-like
Exons: 33
Coding region: 13-4173 (1386 amino acids)
Biological process (GO): regulation of transcription by RNA polymerase II; positive regulation of gene expression
Cellular component (GO): mediator complex; transcription regulator complex
Source: RefSeq, a predicted model, not a curated record